UCGCAUUACUCACUGGAAAUCAGCUCGCUUCACAGAACCAACCAUGUCUGACAAACAUUUAGGCGCAGACUCGGAGCUGCCACCAUUGAAGAAGGAUACUCUUCGUAUUUACAGUAUGAGGUUCUGUCCAAUGGCCCAGAGGACUAUCCUAGCAUUGGGUGUGAAGGGAAUAGAGCACGAGGUUGUCAAUGUAAACCUUAAAAAGAAACCAUCUUGGUUUAUAGAACGGAAUCCUAAAGGUCUAGUUCCAAUAUUGGAAAUAAACGAUCAAAUUGUAUAUGAAUCCGUUGUGUGCUGUGAAUACUUGGACGAGGUUUACCCUGGUGACCAAUUGGUUGCCGAGACUCCGUACCAGAGGGCGCAAGAUAAAAUACUGAUAGACUUCUUUAGCGGCAAGAUUGUGCCAUUGAUGAUGUCACGCAAGGAGGUGACUGGGCUAGAAGAAGAAAAGAAAAAUGAUUUUUUUCAACACUUGGAUAGAAUGGAAAACGAGUUGAAGGAAAGAAAAUCAGUCUAUUUUAGAGGUGAGAAACCCGGCCUCGUUGACAUCAUUAUAUGGCCAUUCUUCGAACGUAUAGAAGGUAUGAAUGUUUUGGGUGGUGACAGUCUCCCUGGAAACCGUUUCCCGUUGCUCACGUCUUGGAUGUCUCAAAUGAUGGAAGUUCCCGCUGUGAAGAAUCACCAUGUUUCUCCAGAACAAUUCAGACGAUUUUAUAAGCACUACAAUAGUCCAAAUCCUCUUAUUGAUGAGAUUUUAUUGUGA
Saccoglossus kowalevskii is the source of this 763-nucleotide messenger RNA. RefSeq names its product glutathione S-transferase omega-1-like. The record is from RefSeq and is a predicted model, not a curated record. NCBI's taxonomy places the organism in Eukaryota, Metazoa, Hemichordata, Enteropneusta, Harrimaniidae. Gene Ontology annotation, cellular component: cytoplasm. Gene Ontology annotation, molecular function: glutathione transferase activity; glutathione dehydrogenase (ascorbate) activity. Gene Ontology annotation, biological process: glutathione metabolic process.